This is a messenger RNA of Rotaria sp. Silwood2, 498 nucleotides long. The record is from the annotation of a GenBank genome assembly. NCBI's taxonomy places the organism in Eukaryota, Metazoa, Rotifera, Eurotatoria, Philodinida, Philodinidae.
AUGCCAAAAGUCGGAAGACGAAGAAGUCAUACACGCAAUAUGAAUUCAAUAAGAUCUAUAGAAAGUAUUGAAUCGAAUGAACCAAAAACAUCGUCGGGUGAAGAAGAAGAAAUCGUGAUUAACUCAGAUGAUGAUAUUGAUCGGAUUCAUUUUUCGAAUGAAUCUGUAUUAAAUGAUAUCAGUGAUCUAUUUUCGUUUUGUAAAGAACAAAUUAAUGCUCGUUUCGUCAGCAUGCUUCUCUAUAUGUCACUACGUCAUCUUGGUCAUUCAUGGAGAGAUGUCGAGUCAUUCUUAACAUCAAUUGGUGGUAUGACCGUAAAAACAUCUCACAAAUGGGCAAAUAUUUUAGUAAACAAAGAUUUUGAUGAAUUCACAAAGGAUGAUAGAGGAGGGAAAAGAUUUGCUUCAUUUUGGAAUUGUUAUCCAGAUUUAGAAUUAGAAGCAACACAAUUUGUUAUUGAAGAAUGUUCAAAAAAAAGAAUCAUCAUUCAUAGCUGA